AAAAUGAAUAUUGAAGGACAACUAUGAUGUACCAAUGAUGUCUGUAGUGUAAAUGUCACGAGAGUAGUUCUCUCCUGAUGCAGUCAGCGAGGUAGGCCCUCUCGCCAUCCUCCAGCAGGGCCAGCAGAGUUCUCCAAGUGGUGGGCCCCUCCCCAUUUCCCAGCAGCCAGUGGAUCAUCAUGUCCCGGCAGCAGCUCUGUGGGUUACUCUGGCCGUGCUGAGCCUCAAUGAGUGACAGCUGGGACCCCAUGUCAUCAAAGUUGAGGUGGACACCAAAUGACUUCCACUCUGGGGCCAGGGACUUGAUGAUCUCAAUCUUCUCUCCUGAUCUGGUCUUGAACACUGCCAGGUCUCUCAGACUGGGGGUGGAGUCUAUAAGGGUGAUGAAUAAUGAUGUGAAUAAGUAUAAAGGA
Messenger RNA from Geodia barretti, 413 nucleotides. Lineage: Eukaryota; Metazoa; Porifera; Demospongiae; Tetractinellida; Geodiidae. The record is from the annotation of a GenBank genome assembly.